This is a messenger RNA of Salvia splendens (bonfire salvia), 432 nucleotides long. RefSeq names its product FCS-Like Zinc finger 17. NCBI's taxonomy places the organism in Eukaryota, Viridiplantae, Streptophyta, Magnoliopsida, Lamiales, Lamiaceae. The transcript has a single exon. The record is from RefSeq and is a predicted model, not a curated record. The coding region runs from base 1 to 432 and encodes 143 amino acids.
AUGUUUGCCGAGAUCUGGAGCAAGAAAAAGCCCUCAAUCAAUACCAAUUGCGAAGGCCUUCGCUUCUUCACAAAGAUAGAAAUCUCGAAUUCAAACGUCGUUGUCAACCCAAUUUUCCUGCUCAAACCCCAAUCCAAAUCCCCAAAUCCCCACAAUUGCUACCUCAAGCUCUGCCAUCUCUGCGUCAAACCCUUGAAUUUCGACAAAGAAAUAUUCAUGUAUAAGGGCGAUUUGGGAUUUUGCAGUGUGGAGUGCAGAGACAGGCAGAUUUACAUGGACGAGACUCAACAAAUGGAAGCCAACACUAAGAGAAUUCUCUCCACUUUCCGUCAGCGCCACGGCGGUGGCCGCUGUGAGACCGCCAAGCUCUUGGAGGACUUCCGCCGCCCUUUCUCGCCGCCGAGUGAAAGAGUUGUUUUCUCCUAUAGUUAA